Messenger RNA from Musa acuminata AAA Group (dessert banana), 2025 nucleotides. RefSeq lists its product as uncharacterized. Bases 654 to 1004 code for a protein of 116 amino acids. The transcript is spliced from 2 exons. Lineage: Eukaryota; Viridiplantae; Streptophyta; Magnoliopsida; Zingiberales; Musaceae. The record is from RefSeq and is a predicted model, not a curated record.
GAAAGGCCGUUCUCUUUCUCGGCGAGAAAUGCUCGACCCGCACACCGCCGCGUGGGUGGCGGAGUUCGUCCUCCGUCAGCCGGUCGAGGACUGGCUCGCCCACGAGAUCUUCUGCCUUCUCCCCCUCCCCUCUCCCGCUCCGCCUCCGCCGCACCAUCCUCCUCCGCCGCCUCGCCUCAGACCUCACCCGCCGCUCCCCUUCCCUCAGAACUCUCCACUCUCUCGACCUCCUCCUUGACGACCGCCCAGCCACUUCUUCAUCCGAGUCCAUAGCCGCAGCCUACCGCGCCGUCGCCCUCCAUUGCGACAUCGACGCCCUCUCGAUCUCCGAGGACAACGGCUCCUUCAGGGCCUUCGUCGAUGGCUUGUACUCCAGGGUGGCCUACCUCGAGCGGUUGGGGCCAGCCAUCUUGGCGGCCCACCCGCUGAGGGAGUUGAGGAUGGAGAUUGAGCCCGCAGCCGGGAGUGGCCUCGUUAGGGCUUCGUUGUUGAAGAGGUAGAGGGACACGAGGCAAGAAGCAUUGGACGCGAUUAGGGUUUAUUUGAAGUCCGCCACGGAGAAGUUAGGGCCACCGUUUCUUGAGCUCACCGCAGAUAUUGUUGUUAGGAACGGGAUUGAGUUGGGAGGGCCGUCUGGCGAAGCUUGUACCGAAAUGGGUGAGAAGGAUGAGGAUUCAGGAAUCAAAAGUGGAGUCGGAGAGAGCACUUUUGGUUUGUCUGAUGCCGCCCUUGACCAUGGCGUCAAGGAAGAGGUGAUUCUCUUGGAGACGGAUAGAGAAAUAUCCUCCACCGCUGUUGAUCAUGGCGUCAAUUUAGAGGUGGUUUUCUUUGAAACAAAUCAACAAAUAUCAUCUUUAUCACGUGAUACCUUGGACAAGGAUAUGGAGGAUGACAUAGAUAGAGAACAAGAUGCAGCUAUGCAUCUAGGGAAGCCCAGUGACAGAUUUACUGCUUUGCCGACACCAGAGAUUGAAAAGGUGGCUAAUACCCUUAAAUCAAGUUGAACGGAUCUUCACCAGGUGGUGGUUGACCCUCUUCAGGAUGCAAUAAUGCAAGCAGAUGAGAUUUUAAAAAGUAGAUUGGUCGAGAUGACAAAUGGUAUGGAACAACAAGAGGUUCAACAUCAGGUUGGUGUGAGAAGACUUGUUUCUGCUGUUGAAAAGGGUGCCAAGGAAAAUAGUGCAGAUGAAACUACAGAACAAAGCAGGAAAAAUGAUUCUCCUGAUGUGGAUGGCACCACAGAGCAAAGUAGAAAAAAUGCUCUUCAUUUGAAUAGAGAGUCAUCUGUUGAGAAGCAAUUGGAUGAAAUUACAAACAGAGUACAAACAGAUACAGAAGUACAUGCAGGGAUCAAUACGACUGGAAUUUAUAGUACUCAUUGGGUGCCACCAUUUCUUGAGUUCGCCCUGCCAACUCAAUCCCGUUCCUAACAACAAUAUCUGCGGUGAACUCAAGAAAUGGUGGCCCUAACUUCGCCGUGGCGGAUUUCAAAUAAACCCUAAUCGCAUCCAAUGCUUCUUGCCUCGUGUCCCUCUCCCUCUUCAACAACGAAGCCCUAACGAGGCCCCUCCCCGCUGCGGGCUCAAUCUCCAUCCUCAACUCCCUCAGCGGUUGGGCCGCUAAGAUGGCUGGCCCCAACCGCUCGAGGUAGGCCACCCUGGAGCACAAGCCAUCGACGAAGGCCCUGAAGGAGCCGUUGUCCUCGGAGACCGAGAGGGCGUCGAUGACGCAAUGGAGGGCGACGGCGUGGUAGACUGCGGCUAUGGACUCGGAUGAAGGUCGGACAGCAAACAAACACAUAAUUCUUCUACCCCUAGUAAUCGAAAAUGCUUCAAAUAUCAUAGUUUUUGACAUAUUAUUUCAUAUUAUUUAAAUAGGAGAAUUAUUACUUUAGUUGAAGAUAACAGUGAUGAAGAAGAAGAUGAAGCUAAAGACGAACUAAAAUAUGAUGAUGAUAAAAAAGAAGCUACUUAUGUUAAUCAUAAUUUGUCCAUUGUGUUACAACAUAGUUUAUAAGUAUAUGAA